AUGAGCGAUAUGAACGCUGCAAAACUGAUCAGCAGGUGCUGGAACAAUUUACCCGGGAGACUGAGAGUGUCAGAACUCGCUUUCGACGUUCCUCUGGACUAUUCAAACCCAGCCUCUGCCUCGCUUCGGCUAUUCGCCCGGGGCGUGCAGCGGCGAGUGCCAGGUGCUGCGGUUGACGAUAAAGAGAGACAGCUACCUUGGAUCGUCUUCCUGCAGGGCGGACCAGGAGGAGCCAGUCCACAGCCGCAGGAGGUGGGCUGGAUCCUCCUUCUUGACCAGCGAGGCACGGGUCUUUCAACCCCUAUUACUGCUGCUACCCUGGCACUUCAGGGAAAUGCCAUCAAGCAGGCCGAGUAUCUGAGAUUGUUUCGUGCAGACAAUAUCGUUCGAGACUGCGAAGCGGUUCGCAAAGUCUUGACAGCCUACUAUCCUGGCGAUAGACAGAAAUGGAGCGUCCUAGGCCAGAGCUUUGGUGGCUUUUGUGCUGUAACAUAUCUUUCCAAACAUCCCAAGGGAUUGAAGGAAGUUUUCACGACGGGUGGACUUCCACCGCUGGUGUCCAAACCAGACCCUGUUUACGAGCGAACUUAUGACAAGGUUCAAAUGCGGAAUAAGGCUUAUUACUCCAAAUUCCCAGAAGAUGAGCAGCGAGUGCGAAUUAUACUCCGCUACUUGACAGAAAACACCAUCACAUUCCCCGACGGCGGGGUUCUGACGCCAGAACGCUUCCUCCAAUUAGGAAUACAUUUUGGCAUGAAAGGUGGUCUUGACUUGGUCCACGGCAUUAUAUUGAAAUGUACCAACGACUUGGACACUUUCGGCUUCUUUACCCGGCCCACCAUUGCUUUGAUUGAAAGUGACACUGGCGCAGACAACGGUAUUCUAUAUGCAAUUAUGCACGAAGCUAUCUAUUGUCAAGGGGAGCCAUCGAAUUGGGCGGCCGAAAGGUUGUUACCACGAUUCCCAGAGUUCCGAGGCGCUCAUAAUCCUCAUGGAAUAUUCUUCACGGGAGAAAUGGUAGGGAACACAUUUAUUGCGGAAAUGCAAAGGGUCCCAGUUGCUAAAAAGGUCUAUUUACAGGUAUACAAGCACUGGUUCGAGUCGUCCCAGGAACUCGGUCAGCUCAAAGAAGUAGCCGAUAUCGUUGCUUCAUACAAUGACUGGCCUCAAUUGUAUGAUAUCGAGCAACUCGCACGCAACGAAGUGCCAGUUUACUCUGCCACGUACGUCGAGGACAUGUACGUGCAUUUCAGCUAUGCGACCGAAACAGCUGCCGUGAUUCGCAACUGUAAACCGUUCGUUACCAACACCAUGUAUCACAACGGGCUUCGUUCAGACUCUGCAGAGCUAAUUGCACAGUUGUUUGCUCUCCGUGAUGAUACGAUCGACUAG
Arthroderma uncinatum is the source of this 1392-nucleotide messenger RNA. Its product is annotated as prolyl peptidase. NCBI's taxonomy places the organism in Eukaryota, Fungi, Ascomycota, Eurotiomycetes, Onygenales, Arthrodermataceae. The record is from RefSeq and is a predicted model, not a curated record. The transcript is spliced from 8 exons. The coding region runs from base 1 to 1392 and encodes 463 amino acids.